Athalia rosae (coleseed sawfly) is the source of this 2264-nucleotide messenger RNA. Its product is annotated as G-protein coupled receptor Mth2-like. Gene Ontology annotation, cellular component: membrane. The transcript is spliced from 5 exons. The record is from RefSeq and is a predicted model, not a curated record. Lineage: Eukaryota; Metazoa; Arthropoda; Insecta; Hymenoptera; Athaliidae. Gene Ontology annotation, molecular function: G protein-coupled receptor activity. Gene Ontology annotation, biological process: cell surface receptor signaling pathway; G protein-coupled receptor signaling pathway. The coding region runs from base 221 to 1810 and encodes 529 amino acids.
CAAUCGUGAGGACGAGAUGUAUCCAGACAGUCAACCGCGAUAAGACUCCAUAGUGAUUUGGCGUGUGUAAAAAUCGUAAUUUAUCUCAGAUCUUCCGAGUGAUGAAUUUGACAUAAGUAACAAUAUUUAAAGUUGCUCAUAUUUUCCAAAAUUCAAGUAUCUCAACCGUACAUAUAUUUGAUCCAAGGUUACCCCAGCGAACUCGGUAUAGCCGGUGAAAAUGGUGGCUGGAAUUAUCAGCUGGUGUCCUUCAAAGAUCAGGGCCUUAUUUACGUCACGCGCGGUUCUCGUUCUUUUCCUCAUUUCCUCAUAUCCUCCAAAAGUGGCUCUUGCAGAUAAGGGGAAUGUGAUAUUUUGCCCAGUUGAACCGAACGUCGGAGAAACUCGAGAAUGUCUCUGCAACGUUAAAGCAUGCCUGGCUAUCUGUCCUCCUCUCAAUGACACGAGGACGAACGGAAGCCUCGAAGAAAUAGAAGAUUUUGGAAGAUUUCAAGGCAUUCCGCAUGUCUACAGAUCAGACUUGACCAUUGACCUCGAGGGUACCGUGCCCCCCGAAAAAUGGUUUCACAUUUUCGAAUGGGAUCCAUGCGAGGGAGGUCCAGCGUACGAUUUGCAACCAGACAAAUACCCAGCGGACGAGUUCUACCUCCUGAGGAAUGGGACCCUGUUUUUUCCGAGACUGGAGGGGGAUUUCAUGUUUUUGGAUUCCAAGUUGUAUUGCUUGGGGCGGUUUGGUAAUGAUUCGAACUACACUCCGCGGGUGUGCUCACCGGUGGAAGAGGAGAAAACGGAUCCUUAUGCAACCGCGAAUUACGUCGGCGCCAUAAUUUCCGUACCUUUCUUGAUCGUCACGAUAGUUGUCUACUCGGUUUUGAAAGAGCUAAGGAACAUCCACGGAUCAACCCUCAGAUGCUACUUGUUCUGCCUCAUAGCAACUUACAUUACUCUGGCGAUCGAUCGGAUACUUCCUCCUGACUAUAGCGCUGGUCCGUUCUGCCUAUUCGUUGGUUUUACGAUCUACAUCUCGUUUCUCGCCAGUUUCUUCUGGCUGAAUGUGAUGAGCGUCGACAUUUGGUGGAGAUUCGGGGGGUUUGGCUCUCUCAUGAGCAGAGGUAAGGAGCACGACCGUGACAAGUUUCUCUGGUAUUCCAUUUACGCGUGGGGAUGCCCGAUUAUUCUCACAGCGAUUUGCAUCGGCAUGGAAUUCGCUCCUGGCAUUCCAGAGUCGAUUAUCCGUCCGGGGUUCAGGCUGAGGGCGUGUUGGUUUGACACCAAAACCGCCGGAGCUUUGUAUUUUUUUGGGCCGGUGAGCCUCACGAUAGCCUGUAAUAUCGGCUUCUUUAUUUCAACUUCGGUUAAAAUGAUUCAACAGAAUCGAAAUGCGAAACUUCAACUGAACAGCGCAGACAGUCAGCGUCACGACGAUAAUAAAUUAUGGUUUGGUCUGUAUUUGAAGCUGUUCGUCGUAAUGGGUAUCAGUUGGUCGACGGAAGUAAUCUCCUGGGCUUGGGAGAGCCCCCAGUACAUCUGGUACGUUACCGACAUGGUGAACGCUCUCCAGGGUCUUUUGAUCUUUUUCAUAUUCGUAUGGAAAAAAAAAAUCUGGUUAUCUCUGAAGAAGCGGUUUAAAAAUUUGAGAGUAAGUUGGAAAGGGUGCAUUUCAAUCCCUGAAACAUCUACAGGAUCACCUUCUACAUCUCGAAGCUUGGACGAUUUUCCAGGAGCCAAAGAUGGUAACGUCUCUAUUAUUCUCAACGAAAUCAGAAAUCCCACCACUGCGCACGACUCUGAAGACCGGCUGCGGAAAUGAAAAGAAUUAGAUUCAAAUAAUAUAAAAACCAAAAAUUACAAUGUGAAAUUCAGGAUUCAGGAUUCUUAGGUCAUGAAAAAAAAAGUGUGGCCCGUGGUUCCGUUGGAAUUAGAGCUCAAACUUCAGGGGAACUCAUUUUUCGUAAUUGUAACCGUCUGAAAGGUUGGUCUACAAAUUUCAUUUAAAGGACUAGUCUGAUAUAGUUGCAUACUCAAGUGAACACUGCGGGCGUAAAGGGGGUAUAUCAUGAAUAAUCGUUUCUCUUUAUAUUGCCAUGUAUCCCACUAUUGUCCCAGAUCGCAGUUGAGGUGAUACGCAAUUUAAGUUGUUCGAGUAAAUAUUAUUUAGUCGAAAAGAUACCCGAUUCAAUCUCUACUCGCAAUUAAUUCAUGCAUACAAUACACAACACCUGUACGAAUACUUUUAGCAAUAAACAUUGUGAUUACGAUAGGAA